This is a messenger RNA of Tripterygium wilfordii, 1246 nucleotides long. RefSeq lists its product as uncharacterized. NCBI's taxonomy places the organism in Eukaryota, Viridiplantae, Streptophyta, Magnoliopsida, Celastrales, Celastraceae. The coding region runs from base 81 to 536 and encodes 151 amino acids. Gene Ontology annotation, cellular component: chloroplast. The record is from RefSeq and is a predicted model, not a curated record. The transcript is spliced from 2 exons.
CAAAGCUUGGUUUUAGAGGUUGUUAUCCACUACCUGCCCUGUAUUGUUGCAAAGGGAGAGGAUGAGAGAGUGAGCUGAGAAUGGCAAUAACCCUUCUCUCUGUUCCCACUCCUCACCGGACUCCACUCUUUGGAAACAAAUUGUUGCAUGGCAAUGGCUCCACAACUCUCCUUAGGUACCCAUCCAUGUCUGUUAUCCCUGUCUCUGCUGCUGCUUCUUCUUCUCCUCCUUCAAAUUCUGUUGUAGAAGAUGGUCCUUCCACACCACCUGAUACUCUUCCUGUCCAACGCGAGUCUUCCACUCAAGAACUUGAACAGCUUCCUCUCAGGGGUUGCAAGGCAUGCGGGAGAGAGGAAAUUGAAAAGGGAUGCAAUGGCGAGGGAAGGAUUCAAGGUGGGAUUGCUACUGUCGCAGGGUUUGGCUGGUGGCCAAUAAAGGCAUACAGGCCUUGUCCUGGACUUGUAGCAUCUGGUGGCAGGUAUAGGCGGCGUGGCCAAAGCAUGGAUGAGGUUGGCUUUGGAAGAGCGGAGACAUGAAUUUCUGUAGGCCAUAGUGAUGAGGAUCAGUCAAGGUAAAUUUGUUUUUAGUUCCAACGGUAAAUCUUGAUUUGUUCUAAAGCUGCUUGUUUUGGUCUUGAUUACAUUAGCUAAUUGUUUUUGCUGGCACAAGACAGUCUUUCAGAUUAUCUUACUGAUGGAAAAGCUUGACUGCCGUGUGAUUAAAUUUAUCUCUCUUUCAUUUUGAAUGAGAAUUGAAACCAGUAAAUAUAAAGCCAUAUAUGAGUUUCCUUCAAACCUCAUUCUAUACAAAUUUCCUUCAAACUUCGCGCUCGCCAUGGCAGCAUAUAUCGAAAACCAUAAUACCAAAUAUUGAGGUGAGAUAACCAGCUAGGCUAUCGCCAGCGGCUAAUCCUCAUCAAUUCAUCAUUCUCCACAUUUUGAUGGGGAGGUCAUGGUUCAGCCUAAAGUAUUAGUAACCUGUUUUGGUGCUGCUGGGUUUUUUUUCUCCCCAAUGUUUAAUUAUGUUGCCAAUUAGAAUGUACAAAACUAUACAGGUUAAUGAACAGAUAGAUACUGGUUGGCAUUGUUGAAUUUACAUACUGUUCCUGUACCUUGCUGAAUUAGUACAUGCUGUAAAAUAUGCUUUAGUAUUGAAUAGUUUGCUAUAUGUGAAAUGUAUCACCAAUGUACUAGUAAAACAAUUCCAAAGAAUAUGUAUUACCAUUUUGUGUAUAACCAAUGUGCAA